Molecule: messenger RNA, 2098 nt
Organism: Telopea speciosissima
Lineage: Eukaryota; Viridiplantae; Streptophyta; Magnoliopsida; Proteales; Proteaceae
Product: putative pentatricopeptide repeat-containing protein At5g52630
Exons: 1
Coding region: 51-1889 (612 amino acids)
Biological process (GO): RNA modification
Molecular function (GO): RNA binding; protein binding; zinc ion binding
Source: RefSeq, a predicted model, not a curated record
UCAAAUGAGCUUGCAGCUUCAUAGCUCCGAACCACAGUCUGCAGAUUCUGAUGCUUCUUCAGAUUCACAAAAGAUCCUUCCAAUCACCAGCCCAUCAUCUCCCAAUCUCGAAUGCUACAACUACCCAUCUCGCAAACACCGCAGAAGAAAGUUUCGAACAGAGCUACCGAAACAUCUGCGAUCUUCUGCUUACUCUCACCCACUCCAGGUCUCUCUCCAAAGGCCAGCAGAUCCAUGCGAACGUUAUCAAAUCCGGAAAGCAAACUAUUCCUCUCCUAUCUAACCAUUUCAUCAACUUCUAUUCAAAAUGCCAACGGCCUUACGAUUCCCGCCAAGUUUUUGAUGAAAUUCCUCGAAAGCUAGCCACUUCUUGGAGCUCCAUCAUCUCUACUUUUGCCCAAAAUGAGCUCCCUCUGCUGUCGCUUGAAUUUUUUCGAAAAAUGUUUGAUAAUGGAAUUCGACCAGAUGAUCAUAUAUUCCCUAGCGCGACGAAAGCGUGUGGUAUUCUCUCGAGACCGGAUAUUGGACAGUCUAUACAUUCUCUUGUUGUGAAGAUGGGAUUCGACUCGGAUGUGUUUGUUGGUAGCUCGAUGGUCGAUAUGUAUGCCAAAUGUGGGGAAAUUAAAUACGCUCGUCGGAUGUUUGAUGAAAUGCCGGAGAAGAAUGUGGUUUCUUGGAGUGGGAUGAUAUAUGGGUAUGCCCAGUUGGGUGAGGAUGAAGAGGCUUUAAAGCUCUUUAAACAAGCAUUAAUGGAGGAUUUGGGUGUGAAUGAUUUUACUUUUUCGAGUAUAAUACGGGUCUGUGGCAAUUCAACACUUCUUGAAUUGGGUAAGCUGAUACACGGUUUGUGUCUGAAAAUGAGCUUCGACUCCUCAAGCUUCGUGGGUAGUUCUUUGAUAUCCUUGUAUUCCAAGUGUGGAGUAAUCGAAGAAGCUUACCGUGUUUUUGAUGAGAUAGCAGUAAGAAAUCUUGGCAUGUGGAAUUCAAUGCUGAUUGCUUGUGCUCAGCAUUCUCAUACACAGAAAGCAUUUGACUUGUUUAAUCAGAUGGAGAAUGAUGGGAUCCGGCCAAACUUCAUCACUUUCUUGUGCGUGUUGUAUGCUUGUAGUCAUGCAGGACUCGUAGAAAAAGGCCAAUUCUACUUUGACCUCAUGAAGAAGCAUGGUAUUCAACCGGGUGCUCAGCACUAUGCUUCCAUGGUAGACUUACUAGGCCGUGCAGGCAAACUGGAGGAGGCAGCCACAAUUAUUAAGGAAAUGCCAGUGGAACCAACAGAAUCAGUUUGGGGAGCUUUGCUGACUGGGUGUCAGAUCCAUGGGAACACAGAGUUGGCGGCCUUUGCAGCUGAUAAGGUUUUCGAAAUUGGCCCUGUAAGUUCAGGCCUCCAUGUGUUAUUGUCAAACGCUUAUGCAGCUGCAGGCAAAUGGGAGGAGGCAGCCAAGGCAAGGAAGAUGUUGAGGGACCGAGGGGUGAAAAAGGAAACUGGUUUGAGUUGGGUUGAGGAGGGCAAUAAAGUGCACACAUUUGCAGCAGCAGAUAGAUCUCACCCAAAAACUGAAGAGAUCUAUUGGAAGUUGGAGGAAUUGGGGCAAGAAAUGGAACGAUCCGGUUAUGUUGCUGACACAAGUUUCGUUUUACGGGCUGUUGAUAGUGAGGAAAAAAAGCAGGCAAUUGGGUAUCACAGUGAGAGGUUAGCAAUUGCUUUUGGUCUCAUCACCUUCCCGCCAGGAAGACCAAUUCGGGUCAUGAAGAACUUGCGUGUAUGUGGUGAUUGUCACACUGCAAUAAAAUUCAUGUCCAAGUGUACCUCAAGAACAAUAAUCGUGAGGGAUAACAAUAGAUUCCAUCGGUUUGAGGGUGGCACUUGCUCCUGUGGUGAUUAUUGGUAGUUUUUGCUUAUUUCGUUUUGGUAGGGUUCAGCUUCUAUUCACAAGAAGAAAAUUAGAAUAGUGACAAUCUCAAAAAGCAAGCAGAUAUUAUCUGACAAAAACACCUUGUUUCCCAGACUAUAGAGGUAAUUGCAUUGUAAGAAAACUAUUACAUUGAUUGUUUUCUGGUAAGAAAUGAGGAACAAAGCUGAUUUUCACUAGCUAUAUCA